GUAGUAGGUAUAAAUAUACAGGAUUGUAUAAUAACACUUCUGCAGUUGUGUGAAUAACACAUGUCUACCAAAUGAGAGAAUCAGCUGUUAUGUUAUAGACAUAAAAUACAUGUUUCCUUUGUCUUCGUUAGGUGUUUUAUGAUUAAAUUCGAUUGAACAAAGACAAAAGACGAUUGCACACACAUUAGUACUAGUGGCAUUAUCCCAACCUGUAUACCCUUAGAUCUGAACAAAGGUUGCCAGCAUAACGAAGCGACGGCCAUUUAACGUGAGACUGAUAUUCUUAAGCGAAUAAAUAAAGAAGUGCACAGUUUAUGAUAAUAAUCUACGUCAAUCGAGGAUUGUAUUCAUGUGUAAUAAUUAAUAAGUGUAACGUUCCUUAUAUUAGAGACGGUGCGAUCACACCUACAAGAGCAUGAGACAGAUAAAUACAGUAAAUAUUUAUAAUGACUUAGUUUAAGCGCUUUUUAAAUUAACGAACGAAAUUCAGAGGGAGAGUGCGAUAUAUACAUUCAAAUGAGACAUGCGUGUGCGCGUAUUUUUAAAGAUAUUUAUCAGCUUAUACAGUGCUGGGUUCUGAUAAAGUUCGUUUACAACACAUUUGACGAGUUCAUUUACAAAUUGUUGGGACGUCCUUAUAAAAAAGGUUUCGUUGUAACAUAUUUUUUAGAUGGCUUCAUAUGAUAAUCUUUAAUGGAUUACUUCAAGAAAUUAUGUGGUAAAAGCACCACUAUUCCCACUGGUGAUGAUCUAGAAACUGUUGCUGAAAGAAAGGAACGAUGGAGGAGUAUCUAUGUCAUUUAUUUUACUAUGUUUCUUAUGUCCCUUGGAUUUAGUAUUAUAUUAACAGGUGUAUGGCCAUACCUUAAGAAAUUGGACAAGAAAGCAAACAAAGAAUUUAUGGGAUAUGUUGUUGCAGCUAAUCCUUUGGCACAAAUGCUCUUUUCCCCUUUAGUAGGAUGGUGGGGAGACAAAAGGGGUUCUAUAAGAUUACCUCUGUUAUUGACAUUAUUUCUUUUUAUAUAUGCAUCAGGAAUGUAUAGUGUUCUUGAAAUCUUACCAGCAAAUCGAAAAAUGCUCAUGGUAGUUGCUAGAUUCUUGGUCGGAGUUAGUUCUGCGAAUAUUGCUGUAGCAAGAUCUUACCUUUCUGCAGCUACAACAGUUGUAGAAAGAACUCAUGCAGUUUCUAUGGUAUCUCUUGCACAGGUACUGGGAUUUGUGGUAGGUCCUGGAUUACAAGCAGCAGUCACACCUCUUGGAGAGCAUGGUUUUUAUUUUAGCAAUUUACCAGUUAAUAUGUAUACUAUGCCUGGUUGGAUAAAUGUUUUAAUGGGAAUUCUUAAUUUUGUUAUGUUUCUACCAUGGAUUUUCAAGGAACGUAGGAUUGCUAUACGUGAAGCUAUGAGAAAUCAGGGAAAAGUAUCAGAAGAGGAAACAUUGAAGUCUAUAAAGCCUGAUUAUCUAGCAAAUUGGACAUUAAUUUGUGCUUUUUUUGUCUUGGUAUUUAAUUUCGUCCUUCUUGAAACUUUGGGUACUUCAUUAACCAUGGAACAAUUUGGUUGGUCAGAGAAAGAAGCUUUGUAUUAUAUGGGUCUGUUAAUGAGUAUUGGUGCUAUUGUAUCUUGUAUUAGUUUUGUUAUGAUCGAACCGCUAUGUAAAAGAUUCAAUGAACGCAAGGUGAUGUUAUGGGGUGGAUUUUUCUUCAUGAUAAUUGGAAGAAUAUUGUACAUCCCAUGGGGACCUGGUCCUCCGCCGAUUAAGUACGACCAGCCAUUUGAUAAUGGUACAACAAAUGUCAAUGCUACAGAAGCUGUAGGGUGUCCUAGUACUCAAGAGUGGUGUUUUUAUACACCUCAUGUCACGGUUACACAAUUUUUAAUUGGCUAUGGUUUCACUACUAUAGGCUAUCCAUUAGGAGUUACGUUAAUACAAACAAUCUUUAGUAAAGUAUUAGGACCACGACCACAAGGUGUUUGGAUGGGUUUUAUGACAGGCGCUGGAUGUGCAUCCCGUGUUUUAGGUCCAGUAUUUGUUAGUGUAAUUUAUACUCGUUUUGGAACAUACCAUACGUUUGGUGUUACCGGUUUAAUGCUCAUAUUAUGUAUGUUAUGGCUACGGAUUGUCGAUAAGCGUUUAAUACCUUCUAAAAAUCCUACAAAAGACCAAACAAAACCUGAUGCUGAAAUUCCAUUAGUUAGUCUUAAACUUAAUGAUAGUCAAGCAACAAAUGAUAUUGAAAGGAAUAAUGCAAGUGCAGAAUGUGAUAAGGUGCAGCCAUAGUUUUUUGUGCAAUUUUAUCUUUUUUUGUAAUAUUACGUAAUUAUACUUGGUUGCAAUUGAUCGUUGAAAAUGUAUUGAUAUUACAAAAUGCAACUAUAUUUUUUAUGAACAUUUACACGUUUUUCGUACAUGUUUCACAUUCAUAAAUAUGUAAAUAAGUUGCUAAUAAAUACAUGUAUAGGGAAUGGAGAAUUAUGGGGGAGGACGGUGAAGAUCUUAGGUAAAUGUAGACAAAUUGUUAUAGGAAUAAAAUUUUGUUUACU
Messenger RNA from Nomia melanderi (Alkali bee), 2543 nucleotides. Lineage: Eukaryota; Metazoa; Arthropoda; Insecta; Hymenoptera; Halictidae. The record is from RefSeq and is a predicted model, not a curated record.